Messenger RNA from Recurvomyces mirabilis, 1944 nucleotides. RefSeq lists its product as uncharacterized. The coding region runs from base 1 to 1944 and encodes 647 amino acids. Gene Ontology annotation, biological process: regulation of DNA-templated transcription; chromatin remodeling. Gene Ontology annotation, molecular function: ATP-dependent H2AZ histone chaperone activity. NCBI's taxonomy places the organism in Eukaryota, Fungi, Ascomycota, Dothideomycetes, Mycosphaerellales, Teratosphaeriaceae. The transcript has 2 exons. Gene Ontology annotation, cellular component: nucleus. The record is from RefSeq and is a predicted model, not a curated record.
AUGUUUGGCCAUGAGAUCCGCGGUGCUGAUUACUUGGUGUCCUCGGUUCUGUGUCUUGACAUGAAUAUCCUGUAUGUUUGCAUCACAGACGAAGAUAUCGCAAUGUCUGAUGAUGAGAGCCGCUCAGGCUCGGAUGGUUCGGGGUCUUCUGAUGGAGAGGAGGAUGUCGAGGCGACAGGCCUGAUCGCGACGCGCGAGAAGCGGGCCACAGCUGGCAACCUGUACAGCUCACUGCGUGCCGAGAUCGACGAGGAUGACGCACUGAAGGACAUUUUCCUGGAGGACGAAGAAGACGAGGGCGAUUACGAGGGAUCGGAUAGUGGUGAUGACGAAGGCGCUUUGGGGUCAUCUUCAGACGAAGAUGAUGCUGGACCACAGCAGGAGGGACAAGCGGAGGAUUUGACGGGCGAGAAGGAGUUGAAGAAGGCUGAACGCGUGCAACAGAGGCAGAAGAGGAAAGUGCAAGACGCGCGACUGAAAUUACCGGCAUGGCAGAAGAAGAAGGUGAAGCUGGCGGAUGAUGUCAAGACUGAGGACGGCGCGCCUACGAAGCCCAAGAAGAAGAGCGAGCGCACAAAUUGGCUGCCUGGUGAAGAAGAUGCGCCGAAGCGCCAGUCAAGACGCUCUCUGGCAGUUGCAAACCGUGAGGUGGUCCAUGCCAACCUCAAGCAGUCGCACGAAAGAUCUGAGAAGCAGCGCAAGGUUAUGAAGCAUGCGGCGGAAAAGGUCAAACAGAAGAAGCGACAGGAGAUUAGUCAGGAGGAUCGCAUGAAGAUGUGCGAGAGGAUCUCUAGGCAGACGGACAAGGAGUUUGGGAGAUGGGAGAGGGAGGAGGCGGAGCGACAGCGGACGAGGGACGAGCAGCUGGCCGCUAGCAGGAGGAGGGAUAUGGAUGGGCCGUAUAUCAAGUACUACAGUGGAAGUGUCAUCUGGAGGGAUGGGAAGUUGGAGAGGAAGAGGGUCGAACAUGGGAGUAUGGAUGUUACGACUAUUCCGGAUGAGCCGAAGCAGCCUGCUUUUGAGCUUGUCGUCAAAUCAGAUCAUACUUCAGGGACGAUAUCAGCGAAUCAGCCAGCUUCGAGUACGAGCCCAUCGACCUCAGCAGCCCCUCAGCCAGUUGUCGCAUCCUCAAGCAAAGUCGCAAGCACGGAAACAUCGUUGCCGACCCCAUCUGACCCACCAGCUCCUUGGCUGUCUGGCAUUCACGAGUAUGCUUCGCAGACUUAUUCCGUGCCUUCCAUUCCAAUCCCAAUUCCACAGCCAGCCUCGUCGGAUGCCGUCAGCGAGAAAGCCGCUGGGAAACGACGGGAGCUCAUAUCAGAAGGGCCACAAGCAACCACACCCACAUUACCUGCAGCACCACCGGCAUCGUCUUCGACACCGGCAACCUACCACGGCUGGCCGCCCGGCUCGCAGCAAUUCGCAAUCAACCUCCCGGCACCUCCAGCUCCUCCUACCGUCCGAGAACAAGCUCAAAGAUCUCUAGUAAUACUAGAAAAAUUCGAAGGUCUCGAGCCAGUAUCUUCCAAGCGGACCGCAAAAUCAGCCACCAUACCAGGAGCCGCCGCCACUGAAACAGCCAACGCUCUCAUCCCCGAUGCCUUCCCCGCCUUCAACGCCGACGAACUCCGUUAUCUCCUCGCCAAACAGUCUACCCGCCGUGCCGCCGUCUCAAACAUGCCCGCGCCGCCGGAGAAGCCGCAUUGCUCUCUUAUCCCUUCGAAGGUGGCGAGUUACCGUGAUCCGAAUACCGGGCUGCCGUACUUGGAUCUGCAGUGUUAUAAGAUCAUUCAGAGGGUGUUGGCGGGAGGCUGUCAGUGGAGUCCAGUUUUGGGGUGUUGGGUUGGCCCUAGCUAUGGUGUUAUGGGUAGGCCGGCCGUGGGAGUGCCUACAGGGUUUGGGGCACCGGGACCUAGGGUCGGUGGGGGCAAUGCUGAUGGUUGA